Messenger RNA from Salarias fasciatus (jewelled blenny), 1386 nucleotides. It is a transcript of the gene sbk1, whose product is annotated as SH3 domain binding kinase 1. NCBI's taxonomy places the organism in Eukaryota, Metazoa, Chordata, Actinopteri, Blenniiformes, Blenniidae. Gene Ontology annotation, biological process: protein phosphorylation. The record is from RefSeq and is a predicted model, not a curated record. Gene Ontology annotation, molecular function: protein serine/threonine kinase activity; ATP binding. The coding region runs from base 64 to 1374 and encodes 436 amino acids. The transcript is spliced from 4 exons.
UCAGAGCAGGUGCUGGUGUCCAGGCGAGCGGAGCGCAGCGCGGCGGCUCCGCGCGCCGAGCGGAUGCAGGACCAUGGAGGAGAGAGACAGGUCGCCAGCAGUUUGCCCCACGGCGUCAAGGCGAGCCUGUCUCUCUCUCCGUCCGGCCCGGGGCGGGUGGGCAGCGGCGGCGGCUCCCCCACGUCCAAGGUGGGCUACUGCGGCGGCGUCCCGGUGGAGGACAUGCAGGCCCUGGCCAUCACCUCGCUGUCGGCAGCAGACGUAGCCAAACAGUACGAGCACAUCCGCGAGCUGGGGAAAGGAACGUACGGCAAAGUGGACCUGGUGGCACACAGGACGCAGGGCACCAAGAUAGCGCUGAAGUUUGUUACCAAGAACAAGACGAAGCUGAAGAGUUUCCUGCGGGAAUACAGCCUGACAGGCUCGCUUAGCUGCAGCCCCUUCAUCAUCAAAGUCCUGGACGUGCUUUUUGAGACGGAGGACAGCUACGUGUUCGGACAGGAGUACGCCCCCGCCGGGGACCUCUUCGACAUCAUACCCCCACAGGUGGGUCUGCCGGAGGAGAUGGUGAAGCGCUGCAUGCAGCAGCUGGGCUUGGCUCUGGACUUCAUGCACAGCAAGAGUUUGGUGCACCGGGACGUCAAGCCCGAGAACGUGCUCCUGUUCGACCGCGAGUGCCGCCGCAUCAAGCUGGCCGACUUCGGCAUGACGCGCCGGGUGGGCUGCCGCGUCAAGCGGGUGAGCGGCACCAUCCCGUACACGGCGCCGGAGGUGUGCCGCGCCAGCCGCACCGAGGGCUUCCUGGUGGCCACCAGCCUGGACGUGUGGGCGUUCGGCGUGCUGGUCUUCUGCAUGCUGACGGGCAACUUCCCCUGGGAGGCGGCGCUGCCGGCCGACGCCUUCUACGAGGAGUUCCGGCGCUGGCAGAAGGCGGGCUGCCCCGCGGGGACGUACCCGUCGCAGUGGCGCCGCUUCACCGACGACGCCCUGCGGAUGUUCCAGAGGCUGCUGGCCUCCGAGCCGGAGAAGCGCUGCGGGGUCAAGGACGUCUUCUGCUUCGUCAAGUACGAGCUGGUCAGCGAGCUGAGGCGCCGGGCGUCCUGCCGCGCCAAACGGGGCGAGAGGUCGAGCUCGGGGGUGUGCACCGGCAGCUGCUCGUCCUCGUCCUCGUCCUCCACUCCGCGCCCGUCCCACAGACACCCCGAGCCCUCCACCCCGCCGGGGACGUCCUGCCUGCGCCCGGCGCCGCUCAAACGCAGCGUCCUGUCCGACCCGCUGUCUCCCAGGGAGGAGUCCGGGCAGCACCAGUCCCCGGGCCGGGACAAGAACAAGAGCCAGAUGGUGAUGGCGACAGCCAUAGAGAUCUGUGUGUGACUGCUGCAGAGC